GCCGAAUCCCGUGAGCACGCGUGGGGUAUUAAUUCCUCCAAUUCCUCCCGCGCGCUAUUUUUUCUUUCAGAACCUCGAGGAGAAUUCGAUAUCAAUUUUGACUUUUCUUAAGAACGACGAACGUCUUGCUUUCAGCAGCCAUCCGAAUUAUUGUUAAUACCGUAACAAUGGGUACCCGAAACGUCAUCUGCGUCUAUUACAAAGGCGGUUUCGUCAUCGCUCAAUACGCCCAGUGUAAGCAUCGCGUCGCCUCACCUCCUGGACUCUCUAGAUAUGCUAUGACUGAUAUCUCAUUCUUUAGGGGACGGUUUUCCAGAAGGCCAAGGAACGAAAAUCUGGACGUUCCUCUCCACCCCCGGCAACAUCGCACGCCUCAAACAAGGUCUCGAGCACAUCCAUACCCAGUGGGAGCGGGCGUACAUAAGGUGUCGACAACCGGUUGUCGAUACCUUAUCUAUAUAUUUAUAUGCGCUCGGUUGUAGAUACCCUAUCGAUAAUUGUCGAUACCUUAUCUAUAACGGUUGUCAAUAAAUAGUUACUAAAAUGUCCAAAGUCAUUAAUAAAUUACAACUUUUUUCUACGUAGUUUUAUACUUAUUUCUAUACUUAUUUCUAUACUUAUUUUUACACCUAUUUCUGUACUUUUACGGCUCGAAUCACUCACUUAAAUUAAGUAUAUACAGAGGUUAUAGGUAGGGACAAAAACAACGACUAAGUACACUCACAGGUAGGGAUAGUCGGAACGACUAAGUACACUCGUAGGUAGGGACGGGAGGGAGUAAAAACAAAACGACUAAGUACACUUAUAGGUAGGGACAGGAGGGGGGACAAAAAACGACUAAGUACACUUACAGGUAGGGACAGGAGGGGGUAAAAAACAAAACGACUAAGUACACUCACAGGUAGGGAUAGUAGGAGUAAAGAGAGGGCGGGGGAAGGGCAGUAAUAUAUAGGCAGUACUCGGUAGUACUCGGAAGUACGUACGUAGUAGGAUCUACGUACCUAAAACUAUAAUAAAAGUCUAUUCCUAGCUACUAGACUAGUAAAAGUACUCGCGAAAUCAAGGGAUUAAUAAAAGUACUUAGCGAAAUCAAGAAAACUUAUCCUAUACUUAAUAAAAAAAGGUCUUAUAGAGAACGCUAUAGGGAUAUAUAGACGACUAUUAGAGACUAAUAGACCCUUUUAUAAGAAAAUUAUUUUUUAAAAGAAAACUUCCCCUAUAUAAUUAGUUAUAGAUACCCUAUUAAUAAUUAUCGAUACCUUAUUUAUAACCGGUUAUCGAUACCUUAUCUACACCUACUCGCUCCUACUACCUAGGAAGGUAAGCAAAGCGAUUUUAUAGGGGUAAGAUAGCGUAAGGAAAUUAUAUAUAAUUUUUUUUUAGGUUUAUAGGCUUAGGAGGGUGUUUAUUUAGGUAAUCUAUUUAAUUAGAAGGAGUUUUAGAAAUAUCGAAUUUUUUAAUUUUUUAAUAUUCUAAAAGAUUUUUGGUUGUUAAUAUAGUAUCGACCGGGUGUAGAUAAGGUAUCGACUGGGAGUCGAUAAGGUACUGACUUUUCUGCUCCCACUGGGAUAUAUUAUCGGAAGAAGAAUCAACUAACAUCUAUGACGAGGCAGAGGCGCUCCAGGAUUGGAAGAGUUACAAUCUGAUAUUUCUUACGCAGCCGGCGAACAAGGAGAUAUCUGAGAAACCGAAGAGGGGCGAAGAUGCGGAGUGGCCUCUCGAGUACAAAUCAGAUGGGAGUCCGGAGGUGAUGAAAAGAUUUGAGGUGUGGAAGAAGCAUGUUUUGGAGUUGAAUGAGUUGCAUGGGUUGGAGUGGGACGAUUUCGAUGCCUGGAGGAGGAAAUCGGACCUUCUGAUGAUUGGAUCACUUCAGGAGUUUUGGCCUUCGCUUUCGAGGGAGAUGGGCGCUGGGUAUGUUGAUACUAGGUUUUCUUUUUGUUUGUUUCACUGCGCUUUCUCGCUUCCCCCAUGCGCCUCCUAAAGUCGGUCCUCAGUAUUUGCACUCUUCUCUUUGAAGACUUUGAGACGACAGCGGUUCACUACAUAGUUGCUGACAUCUUCGGUCAUAGAAUUCUCGAAGCCGUUGCAUCUGCCACAGCAGAGUCUCCCUUGCUGAUUAAACUGAGCUUGGAAUUUGUCCUGGACAGCCUCAUGUGUGAAUGGGCCUACGUGGUCGACCUGGACUCUGAGCAACUCGAGGAUUUUUCAAGCAGGUGUGAGGGGACUGAAGGACUAACCAGUGCGAGAUUCGAUGAGGUGGAGGAGCGCCCAAAGGGCCCAGAUGGACGAUCAAGGUCCGUUGGCAUGGCUCCCAACCUUAUUAAGAGUUUUCGUUUUGAUGAGCUGCCAAGUAGUGAGGAUGAAUUUGUUGCGAGUUGUAAUCGUAGUAUGAUAAGAAGUGACGAGGAAGACGAGGAAGACGAGGAGGAUGGAAAUGAGGCCGAAGAAGCUGGCAAGGAGGACAAGUCUAUCACUGGUACGGCGCUCUCUGACCGCCCCAAACCACCCACUACAACAGGGGUAGUAGAGAAACCUAACAAAGAUGCUCAGGCUGAGAGCAAACGUGAGAUCAAGGGAGACGGAGCUGGCAAGGGAUCUCCAACUUCGUCUGUUGAUUAA
Messenger RNA from Hymenoscyphus albidus, 2619 nucleotides. The record is from the annotation of a GenBank genome assembly. NCBI's taxonomy places the organism in Eukaryota, Fungi, Ascomycota, Leotiomycetes, Helotiales, Helotiaceae.